This is a messenger RNA of Lytechinus variegatus (green sea urchin), 2093 nucleotides long. Its product is annotated as 39S ribosomal protein L42, mitochondrial-like. NCBI's taxonomy places the organism in Eukaryota, Metazoa, Echinodermata, Echinoidea, Temnopleuroida, Toxopneustidae. The coding region runs from base 35 to 496 and encodes 153 amino acids. The record is from RefSeq and is a predicted model, not a curated record. Gene Ontology annotation, cellular component: mitochondrial large ribosomal subunit. The transcript is spliced from 6 exons.
UGCUCGCUUGCAUAUUUGCGCUUUGCAAUAGGCAAUGAUGGCUGCCGUGAGGUUGACAUCGAAUAAUUUUGUCUCUCGAUUUCGAAGUACAUUUUGUAGCAUAUUUCUCGCUGAGCAGCAAAGGAAAUACACAGAAAUAACUCCGACGGGAACAUGGAGUCGAUGGAAAAGUACCAAAAUUAAAAGACCAUCAGAGCCUAUCAUAGUUGAAUCAGAGAAUAAGGAUAUGAUCAUCUGCUAUCAUCCUGCAGAAAGCUUUCCAUAUGAACAUACCAAGCCUAUACCAAGACCAGAUCCAUCAAGACCUGAGGAAUCUGCUGAGGGUAUGUUACGAGUGAAAUUCAAAUCAAAGAGCUGGGAUAAAGAACGUCAAGGCCCAUCGAUUGAGGAGCUGAGUGAUAUGUUUUAUACCACCAAACACAGAUGGUAUCCAUUAGGAAUAAGGAGGAGAAAUCUUGCAAAAGUCAAACCACCAAAGGAUAGGCCUAUUUUUUGACAUCACUGAAGCUCUAUGUCUUGAGAUUUACAACUUACUACAAAACAAAUGGAUCUUGUAUGUAAUUUUGUGAGUUACAUGUAGUGCAUUUGAUUGAAGAUGGGAAUGGAUCUUUUGAAAGAAUCAGGUUCUGAAGAAACAAGAAUAAACUGUACCGUACAUGGAAUGAGAAUCUUCAAUACAAAUACCUGAUAAAAUAUAACAUCUGAGGCGAGUCACCUCUGCUGUAAUGCAUAAGAAAUAUACAUUCUACAGUUAGCUCUGCCUAAGUUGAAUUUCUCAUGACUAUUUUGGAGAAAUUCAAAUUCAAUUUACAGAAGGUAAAAACCACAUAUCUUGCACAUUCUGAUCUACAGAAUUGGUUCACCAUCACUACAGAUAGUCAACUUAUGGAGUUGACUGUAUGUCUUAGUUAAUUUUUUAAGUAUGAACUGGAAUGGACACAAAAUGAAUCUGAAUCAACUGCAAUUCUUCUUGCUGGCAUGUCAAAAGUGAACAUUAUUCUUCUUUUGAUAUUCCCAAGAGUUUUGAUACAUAAGUUAUGGAUCAAAUCCUUAGUAUAUCAAAUUCUGAUUGGUCUAUAAUGAAUCAAAAAUACUUUGAUCUUUAUUAUAGGAUGCUUUUAACAAGUGAUUUAUACAUAUGAUAUCCUGUAAAAUGCUUGAUGUUACAUUGUUUUGCAUUGAAUUUUGACAUAAUGGUAUAAAGAGCAGUAUUAAUACACUGCCCAUGGUUUGUUAAAAGCCAUUAUUGAUAAAGGUAUUAUUGAACAAUGAAUCUGUGCAUUCUUACUACUGUGCUUGAUUCUGAUAGUUAAGAUGUUCUGAUUGUCAUGGUACAUGGUUAAAUAGGUAUCGUACCCAAAUGGAAAUGGAAAUUAAAUAAAAAAGAGUAAAAAAAAAUGGGAGAAGCAGAUAAAUGACAGAAUAUUUAAACAAUAUCGGAUAAGCAAUAAAUAAGUUUCAUAAAAAUUAAAAGUGACUGCUCUUGCAUUUGCGCCAAUGCUUAAUAUUUUUUGAAGGAUUUGCUUCAAAUAAUAUCUCUCCGUUCAUUGCGAAAUAAAAACAAUGUGCUAUCUGUGUUUAACUUUGAAUACUAACCCAGAAUAAUAUCAUUCAUGUAUAUCUUUUUUAAUGUAUCAUUCUUUGUUAUUAAGUGUCUAUGAGUAUCACUAAGUGUUAAUGAAUAUUCACCCCAUUUCAUUCCCUUUGUAACCAUUUUGUUUACCUUCGAAAUAGAUUGUUACUUGAAAGAACCAGGGAAAGAAAAAAUAGUUCAUAUUGAUGUGAAAUUUACAAUAUUUUGCUGUGGCCCAUAAGUUCUUUAAAAUAAAAACACACCAUAUGAAAGUAUUAUGACAAGUGAUUUAUAUCUAAUAAGUAGAAUGUAUUUUGUAUAUAUUCUUAGAUAUGUCAGGGCUAUUUUGCAUAAAUGAUCUAUUUAAAUACUUUGUUCAAAUUUAGCAAGAAAGUAUGGGGCAUACUUUUGAUAACUUGGAUUAAUGAUUGACAACGGUGAAGAGGAUAAAUGUCGUACAAAAGGAACUGUGUAUAUUGUUUAUUGACAAAGAAUUAAACCAAGAAGUCUUUUAUACAAA